This is a messenger RNA of Paramisgurnus dabryanus, 4093 nucleotides long. Its product is annotated as short transient receptor potential channel 5-like. Gene Ontology annotation, biological process: regulation of cytosolic calcium ion concentration; calcium ion transmembrane transport. Gene Ontology annotation, molecular function: inositol 1,4,5 trisphosphate binding; store-operated calcium channel activity; protein binding. Gene Ontology annotation, cellular component: plasma membrane; cation channel complex. Lineage: Eukaryota; Metazoa; Chordata; Actinopteri; Cypriniformes; Cobitidae. The record is from RefSeq and is a predicted model, not a curated record.
AAAACAACCUGGGUGCCGAAGAGGAGGGGAGAGAGAACAGAGAUGUGGAACUGAGCGAUGCUGCAUGAGGGUGGGAGGGAUAGAGACAGAGAAACGGAGAAAAGCGGAUGAGGUGAAAAAGAAACGUAAGGCACAAGAGGGAACAGACAGCCGGAGCGGCACAUAGACAGACGGAGGUAAAGCAGGGGAUGGAGACUCCUCACUCCGACCGGCAACCAUGACAACGGAGGCAAGCACAAGCCAAGCCCCCUGUACCAUUACGGCACCAUUAAGAGGGCUAUGAACCUCGACAGACAACGGGGAAGAUUACAAAACACAUGAAAAGAAGAUACUGAGAAUAGCAUCCUUGGCGUGAAACAAAUCAGCUUUUAUUUGAACAAACCUGGAUUCAUUUUUAUUGUGUAUGGAUUUUUUUUUAUCUCUGUAGAGAUGAGAGGUUGAAUACUGACCAAAGCAAACAGCUGGAGACCACAAUGUGACCCAUCAAUGGAGCACCUGUGAUGGGCUUAAUACCCCUCAAUGGUUGCUCUCUGGAGCGUGUGAUCAGGUGACGGACUAACCGACUCCAAAAUGAAAUGAUCUUGAAAUUCGCUGGGAGAAGCAGAAGACGCCAGCUUGCCCUGGACUCUGGUCAGCCUGUGCCACCACGUCUUUAUGAAACCAAUGGCGCAGCUGUACUACAAUAAGGCCAGCAACUCGCCGUACCGCGACCGCAUUCCGCUACAAAUCGUCCGGGCGGAGGUCGAGCUGUCCGCCAAAGAACGGGCUUACCUGACCGCGGUGGAGAAGGGCGAUUAUGCUGGAGUUAAACAGGCUCUGGAGGAGGCAGAGAUUUAUUACAACAUUAACAUCAACUGCCUGGACUCGCUGGGCCGUAGCGCCCUACUCAUUGCCAUAGAGAAUGAGAACCUGGAGGUGAUGGAGCUGCUGCUGAGUCACGGCGUGCACAUGGGUGACGCGCUCCUCUACGCCAUCCGAAAGGAGGUGGUGGGAGCUGUGGAGCUGCUGCUGUCCUACAGGAAGCUUACAAGCGAAAAACAGGUACCUUCUCUCAUGAUGGACACCCAGUUUUCCGAGUUUACACCUGAUAUCACACCGAUCAUGUUGGCUGCCCACACCAACAACUAUGAGAUAAUCAAGCUCUUGGUCCAACGAAAAGUCACUAUCCCCCGACCUCACCAGAUCCGCUGUGACUGCGUGGAAUGCGUUUCCAGUUCGGAAGUGGACAGCCUGCGUCAUUCCCGUUCACGGCUGAACAUCUACAAAACCCUCGCCAGCCCCUCUCUCAUCGCCCUGUCCAGUGAAGACCCCAUACUCACGGCCUUCAGGCUGGGCUGGGAACUGAAGGAGCUCAGUAAGGUGGAGAAUGAGUUUCGGCAGGAAUACGAGGAGCUAUCGCAGCAGUGUAAACUCUUCGCUAAAGAUCUACUAGAUCAGGCGCGCAGUUCACGGGAGCUGGAGACCAUCUUGAACCACCGGGAUGACCACAGUGAUGAGCUGGACCCUCGCGAGUGCAGAGACCUGGCCAAGCUUAAACUGGCCAUUAAGUACCAUCAAAAAGAGUUUGUAGCUCAACCCAACUGUCAGCAGUUACUGGCCACACUGUGGUAUGAUGGUUUUCCAGGCUGGAGACGACGUCACUGGGCAGUUAAGCUGGUCACAUGCUUUAUCAUCGGACUACUUUUUCCCAUCUUCUCCGUCGUGUACCUUCUGGCUCCAAAAAGCAUGCUGGGACUCUUCAUCAAGAAACCUUUCAUCAAGUUCAUCUGCCACACUGCAUCCUAUCUGACCUUCCUCUUUCUCCUUCUCCUCGCCUCACAGCAUAUCGUGGAAACCGAUCUGCAUGUACAGGGUCCUCCACCUACCAUUGUAGAAUGGUUGAUUUUACCCUGGGUUCUGGGCUUCAUCUGGGCAGAGAUCAAGGAGAUGUGGGAUGGAGGUUUCACAGAAUACGUCCAUGACUGGUGGAACCUGAUGGAUUUCGCCAUGAACUCUCUUUAUCUUGCCACAAUUUCUCUUAAAAUGGUGGCUUACUUUAAGUACAACAGCUCUCGUCCUCGUGUGGAUUGGGAAAUGUGGCACCCCACUCUCAUUGCUGAGGCUCUCUUCGCCAUCGCCAACAUCUUUAGCUCACUGCGUCUCAUCUCACUCUUUACCGCCAAUUCUCACCUGGGCCCUCUGCAGAUCUCUCUUGGCCGAAUGCUGUUGGACAUCCUGAAGUUCCUCUUCAUCUACUGUCUGGUGCUGCUGGCCUUUGCCAACGGCCUCAACCAGCUUUACUUCUACUAUGAGACGCAGGCGGUCGACGAGCCCAACCACUGUAAAGGGAUCCGCUGUGAGAGACAGAACAAUGCCUUCUCUACGUUGUUUGAGACCCUUCAGUCUCUCUUCUGGUCUGUGUUUGGCCUCUUGAAUCUGUAUGUCACCAAUGUCAAGGCCCGUCAUGAGUUCACAGAGUUUGUGGGGGCCACAAUGUUUGGCACGUAUAACGUCAUCUCGCUGGUGGUGCUAUUGAACAUGCUCAUUGCCAUGAUGAACAACUCUUACCAACUCAUCGCUGAUCAUGCAGACAUUGAGUGGAAAUUUGCUCGCACCAAGCUGUGGAUGAGCUACUUUGAUGAAGGAGGAACGUUACCUCCACCCUUCAACAUCGUACCCAGUCCAAAGUCUGUUUGGUACCUGUGUGUGUGGCUGCACUGCCGUCUGUGUGGACAUGGAGAGUCCAGACAAGAGGACGAGUGUAAACACGAGAACUUUCGAGAAUUUACGGAAAGACAUGCAGAUAACCUCCUUCAGAACCAGCAUUACCAGGAGGUGAUCAGAAGCCUGGUGAAGCGCUACGUUGCGGCCAUGAUCCGCAGUGCCAAAACAGAUGAAGGUCUGACGGAGGAGAACUUUAAGGAACUGAAGCAGGACAUCUCCAGUUUCCGCUACGAGGUUCUUGACCUGCUGGGUAAUCGUAAAGCAGCACACCGCACCUACUCCCCCAACAGUGAAGACACUCAACACGACGAACCAGCUGAGCCCGAGGAACAGAGAGAGGAGAGCGGUGGCGAUGUAGGAAACAGAUGUGGGCCUUGGGGAAGGUCCUCCAGAUCCGAGGCAUCUACCUCCUUCACUCAAUCCUACAGAGGCGGAGGAUCUCACUUCAGCGUAUCUGCCCUCUUCAAGUCCAUGGCGGGUACGGAAAGACGAGCUAGAGCCAGACCCGAAACCAACGGCCUGGGGAAAGACGUUUCUUCUUCGUUUGUCCAGACCAGCAACCGUCUGCAUCGGUUUUCACAUUCCAAGAAAGUCUCAUUGCAACGUUUGGGAACAAUGAUGUCACGUAUGAACGGACACUUGCCUGAUCCGCAGCAGUCCGCAUAUAGCAUCUCAGACAGGGUACCGCAAGCGGAUUGGUGCGGCCCCCGGGCGCUGUCGGAGUUAACAAGGAGUGAACUGCAUCUGCACACGCUGGGACUGAGAUCCACAGAGACUGAACAGAACCUGAUGCAGUCCACAUCUCAACAGGCAAAUGGCAUGGACAGCCUAUUCCUCGGGCCUCCCGGACACUCGCUGCACCGUGCUUCCGGUCUGACCGCCUCCAGUGCCCGGCUCCUGGCCUCCAGUGAUGGCCUGUGCCAGAGCUGGAUGGAUCACUGUGACAGUUUUGGUUCUUCGAGCUGGGAACAAGAGGAAUCUGUUACCACCCAGCUGUAGAUGUGCUACCGUCACUACUGUAUGCAGAUUUCGGGUUUGAAGGAACAAUGGCAAAUGGUCUGUGACCGUCAUAUUCAAUAUUAUUUUAUAAGUAUGCAAUUAGCAAAUAAGUAGACUAUUUUCAAAACACUGGAAAUUUACAUUUAAAGGUGAAUUGGGUAAUUUAAUGUAUGCUGCCUUUACAUGCUAUCAGAAAUUUCCUGCUUACCCCUGCUGAAGUAAGGAUUAACAGUUCAUCAUGCUCAAGUGCUUUGUUGUCAUAAGGAAUUACGAAUCAUUGAGGUCAACUUAAAAUGUUUACAAGAUUGGAUUCGGACUAAAAUGCAUCCGACAAAUACAUGCCAUUUCAGCUGUGUAUUACACAUACAGUGGCAAGAAAAAGUAUGUGAAC